GGACCAAAGUGGCAACGCUGGUUGUAAUUUUAGUAAACAAACUCUCCGUAAACAAAACAUUCAAAUAUUGUAGUAAUUUACAAAAAAUAUGUCUAUAUAUUUGAUUUGUUUGACUACGAAUGGAGGAUUACCAAUUUUAACUCGCAAAAAAGGUAAUUGUGAGAAUUUACCAUUUUCAACGAUUGCUUCUUUGAAUGGAUUGCAUAUGUUCUUCAAAUCUUUAGGGGUUGCAUUGUACACUACUUAUGCUAAUAACUGGACUUAUGUGUGGCACGAUUUUUUCAAUGCGAUUACAGUUAUCAUUUGUUCCUGUGGCAUCAGUAGAUAUACGGCUGAAUUGUUGCCAGAACUUAUUUUUGGUGCAUUUUCAUUAUUUAUCAGCAGAGACGAGAUGUCCCAUCCAUCCCUAUUAGAAAGACUGAAGAAGGAGUCCAAAAAUUAUCUACGUCUUAUUGACGGUAUACUAGAUACGUGUAUAAGUCAGCUUUUAGGAUUUUCUAAUUGCUUGCUCUCCACCGAAAAUGCUCAAAUGUUACAAUUCCUGAAUGAAGAGUUUAGUACACAAUGCGGCUCUUUGUUUUGUUCUCUCGUUGUUGGACAUAAAAUAGCUGUGGCAACCGAGGGCUGGUGGGAUUUAGAUAUUAUCGAUAGACAGCUGUUGAUUUUAUUUCUACAAACUUCGAGUUCUCUACAAAAUGAUGUCGUAGUUUAUUUGCCGAAAAAGAGUCCUAAUGUGGCAUACCGUUUCGUUACACUGUCUAUUUCAGCAAACAGUGCUUUAUGUGUAAUUUGUGGUGCUGAGCCCACAUUACGUAGCUUACAUGAAAUUGCAGAAAACACUUUUCGUGGAGAAUCAAACAUAUUACAUAGUAUGGAGAGAUUAAUACCGGGAGGUUUGCCAGAACAUAUUGGAUUGGAUUCGGGCAUUGUAGCCAUUAUUAUUGCCAAUAUAAUGACACGCAAAUGUGUAUUUUCAUCUAAUAUACAUCACAGUGCAUCAACAACACGUUACCUCGGAGAUUUUUAUAAUAUGGAUGUAUUGAAAACUUUUUUUGAUGAUUCCUUUUCGAACGCCUUGUAUUAUAGGAGUAACUUAACAACAAAUAAUGUUUGCGAAUUAAGCAGUCAAUAUUGGUCAUUGGACACUCAUAAGUGUAUAUCACAUUUUGAUUUAAAUAAUAACAUAGUUUGUUUAUUAUUUAUUUCAUCUAUACCAAUGCACACUAUGAAAUCGCUUCCUAAAAAUGGUUACUAUUUGAUGAAUGAUAUGCGACUGGAUAUGGUUCAUACAUUUAACGAUCUUGGUAUUUUAUUGGACAGACGAUUAGACUUUCGUGAUCAUAUAUCGAGGACAAUAAAUAAAGCAACUGGUGUACUGGGCUUUAUAAAACGCUGGGCAAAGGAGUUUUCUGAUCCAUAUACAACAAAACAAUUAUACACAACUCUUGUUAGACCAAUUCUCGAAUAUGGUUCUGUUAUAUGGGAUCCGACAUACAAUGUACAGUCCAAUUCGAUCGAAUCUGUCCAAAAGCAGUUUCUUCUAUUUUGCCUCCGUGGACUUGGAUGGAAUAUUAAUGUCAGAUAACCUCCAUAUAAAAGUCGUCUUGCCUUAAUUAAGCUUCCUACACUCCACAGUCGAAGAAAAAUGCUCAACAUAACCUUUUUAAUCAAUCUCAUCAAUGGAAAACUACAUUCUGAGCUUCUUAUUAGUAAAAUCAAUAUAAACAUACCUCAGCGUCCAUCGAGAUAUUACCAGUUUUUGAUUGUAAAAUAUUUUCGUUCUAAUUAUGCGAAUUCAGUUCCAUUCCGCCGUAUUUGUAUUGAAUUUAAUAACCUAUAUCAUAUUAUAGAUUUUAAUAAAAGCGUGGAUAUUAUUAGUAGAGAUAUAAUAUUUUACUAUAACAAUUAAUUCUACUA
Molecule: messenger RNA, 1917 nt
Organism: Lucilia sericata (common green bottle fly)
Lineage: Eukaryota; Metazoa; Arthropoda; Insecta; Diptera; Calliphoridae
Gene: fy
Product: protein fuzzy homolog
Exons: 4
Coding region: 89-1585 (498 amino acids)
Biological process (GO): vesicle-mediated transport; non-motile cilium assembly
Source: RefSeq, a predicted model, not a curated record